CCUACUUCCGGGCGCUAGGGUACGGCUGAGACGAGCAGAGCGCGGCAGUUGGAGUCUAGUGUGGCAUCGCUGCGAUGUUUCGUAUUGAGGGCCUCGCGCCGAAGCUGGACCCCGAGGAAAUGAAACGAAAGAUGCGCGAGGAUGUGAUUUCCUCCAUACGGAACUUCCUUAUCUAUGUGGCCCUGCUGCGAGUCACUCCUUUUAUCUUAAAGAAAUUGGACAGCAUAUAAAGAUUGGACAUCACAUGUGAAUGCAUGAUACGAAGAACCUGGUUACAGUGUCUGCUCUGCAAAUGAAUCUGCAAAUGGAUGGGCCCAGAAAGAUGUAAGAGACUCUGACUGAGUGGACAUAAAACUUCCGCUUCAUAAUAACAAGUUUGGUUGUGGUAACUGACCUUCAUAGCGAAAACAGAAAACUGUUUGGGAAGUAUGAAAAGACAUUUCUUAUGCCUGUGAUAUCCAGCUUCCAUGAAUGUUGCUGUAAUUGUAAAUAAUGUCAAAUUCCAUUUUCUAGCGAGUAUUAAUUAUAUAAGAGAAUUUCGUCUGCAAUA
This is a messenger RNA of Artibeus jamaicensis (Jamaican fruit-eating bat), 550 nucleotides long. It is a transcript of the gene TOMM5, whose product is annotated as translocase of outer mitochondrial membrane 5. Gene Ontology annotation, cellular component: mitochondrial outer membrane translocase complex. Lineage: Eukaryota; Metazoa; Chordata; Mammalia; Chiroptera; Phyllostomidae. Bases 75 to 230 code for a protein of 51 amino acids. The transcript is spliced from 2 exons. The record is from RefSeq and is a predicted model, not a curated record.